Messenger RNA from Oncorhynchus mykiss (rainbow trout), 3029 nucleotides. RefSeq names its product transmembrane protein 79. Lineage: Eukaryota; Metazoa; Chordata; Actinopteri; Salmoniformes; Salmonidae. The record is from RefSeq and is a predicted model, not a curated record. Gene Ontology annotation, cellular component: trans-Golgi network membrane; lysosomal membrane. Gene Ontology annotation, biological process: regulated exocytosis.
UUUUUUAGCAACAUACCCUUUAAUAACUUACCUGGACACACCUGAAUUUCCACCCACUGAAAGUUGUUACACAAUAACAAUAGAAGUAGGAAAACGAUGUAAGAGACAUUCCAUCAAAUUCCCAAAUUCAUUGUUUGAUAAUCGUUGAGGUUAGGUGAAGAGCUGUUUACCAUCAAACCAAUAGAGCUGGGACACAAAGAAAGAAACAGACAAUGUGAUGUGACUUCAGUCAAAGUAAAAACACUCAAUCAAGCAUAAGACUCACUGACAGAUUCACCAAGACAAACGGACUGGAGACAUUGAACACCUAAAAAUAAAACAAUGUCUGAGAUCCUGCCGUUAAACCUGGAGCUGCUAGAAGACAGCCCCUCCAAAACCAGCGGGGUGACUGCUGAACCCCAACCCCCAACAUGGCGGGAAGAGGAGAAGGUGAUUAAAGAAUUGGGGGAAGAUUUGGAAAAGAGGGGGGAAGGAGUGGUGGAGGAAGAUGAAAUGGUUAGUUCGGCUAAAUUGGAGCCUACCACUCUGCAAUGGCCAGGUGACAGGGAUGUAGAGAAAACUACAAAGAACAGAAGUGCAUUGACUGCAAAAGAAGAUAAGGGAAGGGGAAAGGGGGAUGACCCUGAGGAAGAACGGAAGAGUGUGUACUCCAUGUGCACCUCUCUUCAAGAAGGAGAAAGGCAGAUGGAGAGUGAGAGAGGGCUGGGUUUGAGAACAGAGGAAGAAUGGAUGGGGAGAGAGGUGCAGGACCCAGGGCUGUGUAAGAUAGGGAAGAAGGUGCAGGUAGAGAUAGAGGUGGAAGAUGAUAUGAACUAUUUGCCUGAGAAGGCAGCGCAGGUCUUCAACCCAUCCGUCACCAUCCUACACUCCUCUAGUGCUCCAACGUCUCCCAGCGGAAGGGAGGUAUUCUGGGAUGUGGACGCAGAGAAGAGCUGCCUCCUCAUUCCCCAGGGAACCCCACCUGAUGGCUACUACCACGACUGGCCAGUGGAGGGGGGGUCCUCAAAAUGUGGUUGUGACUGUGCCAACAGGGAUGCUCUCAAAGUGGGGGUGUCUGUGUUCACCGCAGCUCUGAUUUUCCCCCUCCUAGUGUGGGGGGGCUAUGUCUUCCUGCCUUUUGAUGCCCCACUGCUGGACAGUGCCCCCCUAAGGCUGGUCUACACACUGCGCUGCUCUGUCUUCGCUGUGGUGCCCAUCAUACUGGGCUGGUUGGUGCUGGGUGUCUCCAGGAUGCGGUUGGGGGAUGUGAAGCCGCUGCGUGAAUUGGAGGCCAGGGAAGUGGGUGUGCACCGGCGCUAUGUGGAUGACUCCGUCACCCUCUUUCUGCUCUACUUCCUGCAGCUGGCUGUAAUGGCGCCCUACCUGAGCCAGGACCUGCUCAAACUAGUGCCCCUGCUCACCAUCAUCUUCGCCUUCGGCAGGCUGAUGUACUGGGUGGCAGCUGCACUGGGCAGCAGUGUUCGGGGCUUUGGCUUCGGCCUGUCCUUCCUGCCCACUGUGGCCAUGCUGGGUGCCAAUCUCUACUUCAUCUUCACCAUGGAUGCUGGGGGCACCAUCUUUGCCCAGGAUGUGAUGCACCAACAAGACCAACCCUCAGCCUCCCGCCAGAGGUUCUGGGGAUAGGAGGAUGGAGGAAAGGCUGAAGAAAUGCAAGGAUGGGGAAGAGGGACAGGAUCUGUUUUACCAACUGGUAGAAUUUAACUUUCAAAGGGUUACUAUGUAAACUGUAGUGGAUUGUGCUAGUGUGAUUUUUAAACCACACUGAUGAUGUGUAGAAUAGACUGAGCAGUGGUAGUUAGUGAUAGAGCUUAUAAAAACAGUUUUUGGUUAAAGUUUCUAUGUUAUAAUUCAUUUUCUUGCAUGGCAUUAUACCGUCACUUUGGUGAAACGGUAGAAUGCAUUCUGUAAAAGAUCUGCUAAUCGACAGAAUGACUGUUAAGUACCAUGGAAUAAUGUUAAAAUCACAAUUGUCGGUUCAAUGCAGAGUUAAUGAAAAUAGUUUGUAGUUCCACACAGAAUUGUGCCACUUGGGGAAGUGUCUACAAUAACCAAACCAUUGCCUUCCUCAGAAAUAUCUAGCUAGGCCUGCUGCAGACAAAUAGUUUGCUGAACUGUACUGUUUGGUUUGACAAUUAUCUGUACUUGAGGCAUCCUGUAAUCUAUUGUUUUGCAUUUGGUUGUGAAUCUGGUAUUGCAGGCUAAUAACAUUAAUUGCAUUGACAUUUGGUACCUAAAAUCAGGUUUAUAGAGAGAAACUAAGACUUCCUCUAGACCUUCUAGUCAAUCAAUUCCUUUUUGAAAAUGUUCAAUACAACCAAACACAAAAUCAUGUUCUGUGAUAAGGUCAUCGACUACUGAGUGGACAUUUUGUCUCAUAAUUUCAUUACUGUAUUGCCUUUUAAAAGGACGUCCACACAUGAGCAAUGCCAUGUCAUUAUAAGAGCUAACAAAUCAUUUAAAGAUAAUUGAUUUAGUACAAAGAUUUUGAUAUUGAGAACCAUUUCAUUAUUGGAGAAGGUGGAUUGCAUGGCUUUUUGUGCCCCCAAAAAUGGCAACCUUGUUAUAGAAAUCAAACCCGUCCAACAAAAACAAACCUACCUGCACAGGUGGCCCAACCUCCAUGCCUUCAUCUCUGAAAACAAAUCCUUUCACAAUACAGCACAGCUCUGUAAGAGUGAUUGUGAAUGGAGUUAUUGUAUUUUAAAAUAGACCUAUUUUAAAAUGUAAUGUAUGAAAUCUGAUUUUUAGUGUAGGCAUAGACUAUGAAAUGUAUAACUACGCUGAUUUCUUUCUACGUUUCCAAGUCAACUUUAGCUAAUAACAAGCGGAAACAAAUUGUAGAGUCUAUUUCAUGUCUAUCAUUGUCUUUUCUUAUGAUUUUCUUUUAACUUUUUAUAUAUUUUUACAAAUAAUUUAUAUGUAACAAGUUAUGUUUUUAUUGGGUUUUCAUUUGCUUCAUUAGUGAAGCUGACACAUUUUUAUUGGUAUGAAAGCCUUUUAGUGGCUAAUAAAAAUUAGCAAGCAUUUAA